Molecule: messenger RNA, 5500 nt
Organism: Acanthochromis polyacanthus (spiny chromis)
Lineage: Eukaryota; Metazoa; Chordata; Actinopteri; Pomacentridae
Gene: taf2
Product: TAF2 RNA polymerase II, TATA box binding protein (TBP)-associated factor
Exons: 27
Coding region: 492-4133 (1213 amino acids)
Biological process (GO): transcription initiation at RNA polymerase II promoter
Cellular component (GO): transcription factor TFIID complex
Molecular function (GO): RNA polymerase II general transcription initiation factor activity; transcription cis-regulatory region binding; chromatin binding
Source: RefSeq, a predicted model, not a curated record
AAAGGUUACUAACAAAAUGGCCGAACGCACUGGUGCUACAGUCACAAUGCUGUGAGCAGCUGGACGGAGAGGAUAUGGUUGGACUUUUUUGUGCGCUUCGAGUGUAGUUGCUACUGAAUGGAGUUAUUUUUUAUAACGUUAAAGGACCGUUUGUUACUUAUGGUCGACUUAAAUGAAGCAAUGUGUCCGCUGGUUUUGCCGUGAAAUACUACACUGCAGGCUCCGGGGAUACAAACCGCAGACACAGCUGCUUACAACGGCUGGUACACUACAGGCUUCUACACUCGACUCUAUUAUCGGCUGUGUUGCAUAUGAAGUUAUUAUUACUGUGCUACGGCAGAUAUUUUACUCUUUUCUAUCUAGCAAAUGCCCGUAGUUGCUGAACGUUGAGACAGCAAAGCAGCUCUUCAGGACUGUGGAAAAGGAAGCAUCUCGGAGCGGAGUUAUGGCAUUUUGAAACCUCUGUCAAGACACAACAACAAUAGACGAGGAUGAACAGGAAGAAGGAUAAAGGAUUUGAAAGCCCACGUCCCUUUAAAUUGACCCACCAGGUGGUGUGCAUCAAUAACAUCAACUUCCAGAGGAAGUCUGUCAUUGGCUAUGUUGAGCUGACUAUUUUCCCCACAGUGGUCAACUUGAACAGGAUCAAGCUGAACAGCAAACAGUGCCGCAUCUACAGGGUCCGAGUCAAUGAGCUUGAAGCCCCGUUCAUUUACAAUGACCCCACACUGGAAGUGUGUCACCAUGAGUCCAAGCAGAGGAACCUCAACUAUUUCUCUAGCGCCUACACAGCUGCAGUCAGUGCUGUGGACCCAGAUGCAGGACAUGGAGAGCUGGUCAUCAAAGUUCCAUCUGAGCUCUGGAAACAAGGAGAUGAUCUAAAAGUGUUGAAGGUAUACAUAGAAUUUUCCCUGGACCAGCCAAAAGGGGGUCUCCACUUUGUUGUUCCUGAUGUGGAAGGCAGCAUGGCUGAAAGAGGGGCCCACGUGUUCUCUUUUGGAUAUCAGAACUCUACAAGGUUCUGGUUCCCCUGUGUGGACUCCUACUCAGAGCUAUGCACAUGGAAGUUAGAGUUCACUGUGGAUGCGUCUAUGGUGGCAGUGUCUUGUGGGGAUCUGGUGGAGACCAUCUACACACAUGACAUGAGGAAGAAGACAUUCCACUAUGUCCUUCCCAUCCCGACUGCAGCCCCCAACAUCUCGCUCGCGGUGGGGCCCUUUGAAAUCCUUGUAGACCCCUACAUGCACGAGGUCACCCAUUUCUGCCUGCCGCAGCUGCUCCCUCUGCUCAAACACUCCAUGUCCUACCUACAUGAGAUUUUUGAGUUCUACGAGGAGAUCCUCACCUGCCGCUAUCCUUACGCCUGUUUCAAAACUGUGUUUGUGGAUGAGGCCUAUGUUCAAGUGUCCUCCUAUGCAUCUAUGAGUAUUUUCAGUACCAACAUGCUCCACAGUGCUAUGAUCAUAGACCAGACCCCACAGACUCGCCGUUGUCUGGCUCAGGCCUUGGCUCAGCAGUUCUUUGGCUGUUUCAUCUCCAGGAUGUCAUGGGCUGAUGAGUGGGUGUUGAAGGGAAUCUCGGGAUAUAUCUACGGCCUCUAUCUGAAGAAGACCUUUGGAGUCAAUGAGUACCGGCACUGGAUCAAGGAGGAACUGGACAAGAUUGUGGACUAUGAACUAAAAAUGGGAGGGGUUCUGUUGCAUCCAACUUUCAGCGGAGGCAAAGAGAAAGACAAUCCCACUCCCCACCUUCACUUCUCCAUCAAACACCCCCACACUCUGUCCUGGGAGUACUACAAGAUGUUCCAGUGUAAGGCCCACCUGGUGAUGAGGCUGAUAGAAAACAGGAUCAGCAUGGAGUUCAUGUUACAGGUUUUCAACAAGCUCCUGAGUCUGGCCAGUACCGCCUCAUCACAGAAGUACCAGAGUCACAUGUGGAGCCAGAUGCUUCUGUCCACUCACGCCUUCCUCAAAUCCAUCUCCAAUGUGUCUGGCAAAGACAUAGGCCCCCUCAUUAAACAAUGGGUAGACCAGAGUAGCGUGGUGAAAUUCUUUGGCAGUUUUGCCUUCAACAGGAAGAGGAAUGUACUAGAGCUGGAGAUCCGUCAGGACUACACAUCAUCUGGAACUCAGAAAUAUGUGGGUCCCAUCAAGGUGACAGUCCAGGAGCUGGAUGGGUCCUUCAACCACACACUGCAGAUAGAGGAGAACAGCCUCAAACAUGAUAUUCCCUGCCACUCAAAGAGCAGAAGAAACAAGAAGAAGAAGAUCCCCCUGAUGAAUGGAGAGGAGGUUGACAUGGAUUUAUCUGCAAUGGAUGCUGACUCUCCUCUUCUCUGGAUCCGAAUCGACCCUGACAUGUCCAUUCUGAGGAAGGUGGAGUUUGAGCAGGCGGACUUUAUGUGGCAGUAUCAGCUGCGCUACGAGAGGGACGUGGUUGCACAGGAGGAGGCCAUCUCAGCGCUGGAGAAAUUCCCAACUCCUGCCUCCAGACUGGCUCUGACUGACAUCCUCGAGCAGGAACAGUGUUUCUACAAAGUCCGCAUGCAGGCCUGUUUCUGUUUGGCAAAGAUAGCCAACUCCAUGAUGAGCACAUGGCAAGGUCCACCAGCUAUGAAGUCGCUGUUCACCAGAAUGUUCUGCUGUAAAAGCUGCCCCAACAUCGUCAAGACCAAUAACUUCAUCAACUUCCAGAGCUACUUCCUGCAAAAGACCAUGCCAGUUGCCAUGGCGUUGCUCAGAGAUGUGCAAAACCUCUGUCCUAAAGAUGUCCUCAACUUUAUCCUGGACCUCAUCAAGUACAACGACAACAGGAAAAACAAAUUUUCAGAUAACUACUACCGUGCGGAUCUGAUUGAAGCACUGACUAACUCCUUGACUCCAGCCUUCAGCAUCAACAAUGAGGUCCGGACAGUGGAUAAUUUAAAUGCUGAUGUCCGUCUCAUUUUGGAGGAGAUCACAAGAUGCCUAAAUAUGGAGAAAUUGUUGCCGAGCUUUAGAAACACCAUCACUGUCAGCUGUUUGAGAGCAAUUCGUCAGCUUCAAAAGAAUGGCCAUAUUCCCAGUGACCCGUCACUCUUUAAGUCCUACGCUGAGUACGGACACUUUGUAGAUGUUCGCAUUGCAGCACUGGAAGCUCUGGUGGACUACACAACAGUUGAAAGGAGUUCAGCAGAACUGCAGUGGCUGCUCAACCUGGUCCAGAAUGAUCCAACUCACUAUGUCAGACAUAAGAUCCUGGGUGUGCUGUGUAAGAAUCCACCCUUUACCAAGACAACAGACUCGGCUCUGUGUAAUGAAGCUCUGGUGGACCAGCUCUGGAAACUUAUGAACUCAGGGACCUCCAAUGACUGGCGGCUUCGCUGCGAUGCUGUGAAUCUUUACUACACAUUGUUUGGUCUAACUCGGCCCUCGUGCUUGCCACUGCCAGAACUGGGCCUGGUGCUCAACCUGAAGGAGAAGAAAGCUGUCCUCAACCCCACCAUCAAGCCUGAGCUGGGUGUCAGCACUGUCAUGGACACCCCUGCCAGUAUAGGCAUCCAUGGUGUGGGCAUGAGCUACACAACGGUGGAUGAAGAGCCAGAUCCUAUUUCACUGGGAGUGUGUGGGGUAGGUCAGCCCCCUCAGGGCAUGAAGAGGAAAGCUGAGACCCCACUGGGGUCUCCUCCAGAGCCAGGACAGGUACUGCAGCAACAGGAUGAUGAUGGAAGAGGAGGGCGCUUCAAGAUCAGGUUCAACACUAUGGAAGAUGAAGACAUUGAUAUGGAGACUGUUCAUGACAGUCAGGCCUUCAUUCACCAACAUCUCAAUCUGUUAGAAAGACCUUCUACACCAGGUAAAGAGCCACCGUCGGUUGAACAGUCCCUGCUCUCCAUGCCAGCCACACCGGUGCCAUCCUUCGCUAAGGAGACCACCUCCUCAUCCUCAAAGCACGGAGGUGACCAUGGACACCACCACCACCACCACCAUCACGAACACAAGAAAAAGAAGAAAAAGCACAAGCAUAAACACAAGCACAAGCACAAACAUGAAAGCAAAGACAAGGAGAAGGACAGAGACAGGGACAACUCUCACGCCUACAGCAACAGCCCGGCCAGCGGCAGAUCCCUGCGCUCACCCUCUCUGUCUGACUGAACAUUCUGGAGGGUGGUUCGGUUUCCUGCUGCCGUUGGCUCCAACAGGGCCAUCUGCAUAUAUUUGUCUUACAGUAGAAGGCUUGCAUCCCUGUUCAGAGUUUGUGUCAAUGUUUAAUUGAGCUCAGUAUUGAUUAGUAAGUAGGUUAACAAGCAGUAAGAUGGAUUUGGACAAAACUGCACUUCAGUCAUAAUCUUCACAUAAACAGUGAUUUUUUUCCCCCAGAAACAGAAGUGCAUGUUUGCUUAAAAGGGGAAAAAUGGACUGAACUGAGGCUCCUGUGUCAUUAGGGUAAAUUCUCCAGAGGCAUCUGUGUCAUCAAACCACACACACUCGCAUGUUUGUGGACUUUUAACGCUGCUUCCAGGCCGUGUGAGGCAUGCAACCACAUUCACCUCUCUCCACAGUCAAGUACAGUCUUAACCAAACUCAUACACUUUUCCCCUGAACAGAGACACCACUUUGGUGUGCCUCAUCCCCACAGCUCAAUCCCAACAUUCAGAGAGCGGCUUCUGAGGGGAAACAUGAUGGAUCAUGCUGUGGAUUCUGUAUGGACUAAGCCUUUGGUGUCUUUAACAUCCUGCAAAUCACAUUUCCCAGUUUGCUCACAAAUCAAAGUUAAACAGGGGAAAUUGACUGUAUUGUCGAUUGAAACUCAAGUAAUACUAGUAUUUUGUUUUGUUUUUUUUCUCCAGUAUAUUUGCUUUCCAACUGUUGUCAUUGAUCAAAGAUGCUUUUGUAUCUGCAAAUGUUUUAACUAGACCAAAUCCAGCUCCACAAUGGCAUUUGUGGCUGGGUUUCUCUGGCAAUGUUUCUUAGGUUUGAUUAGGUGGUUUUAAACAAUGAAAAGAAGAUGUAGAAUUCAAUACCCCCAGCUACAAACUGUGAAUCCAAGGGUCAAGAAUGGUUUCCUCAUGUAAUGAGCCAUCUUGUCUUGUCUAAAGACAAUAAAAGACAAAGUGUUGACAUUUAUAUGAAGAUUCUUAAUUAGUAAAUGUUUGCAUUUAUUCCUCCUAAGUGCAUGUGAAUUAUUUAGGGAACCCUUCUCUCCUGCAUAGUAGGAGAUGAAUGAGAUUUCAAACUGCUUACUAAGUGGUAAAAAUAGGAUUUCUACCAGCCUGUUUCUUAUAUUGAACACCAUCAUCUACUGAAAACUGAGGUGAUAUCACUGUACUGUAGUAGAUGCUCCAGUCAUGACAGAAAUGUAGAAGAUAUUCAUUGAAAGAAGAAUUCAUAUUGAUGCAAUGUAACUUAGGAACCUGGGUAUAAUAUUUUCUGUGUUGCAAUUCUUGUUGUUUCUGAAAGAAGUAAAUAUGUUCUUUUUUUUAAAUACUUGUGCAUAAUUAAACACGCCUGAUAUAACGUCA